This is a messenger RNA of Lodderomyces orthopsilosis Co 90-125, 1446 nucleotides long. RefSeq lists its product as uncharacterized. The transcript has a single exon. Gene Ontology annotation, biological process: nucleosome assembly. Gene Ontology annotation, cellular component: CAF-1 complex; nucleus. NCBI's taxonomy places the organism in Eukaryota, Fungi, Ascomycota, Pichiomycetes, Serinales, Debaryomycetaceae. The coding region runs from base 1 to 1446 and encodes 481 amino acids. The record is from RefSeq and is a predicted model, not a curated record.
AUGACGUCGGUACAGACACCACACAUCGACGCAUCAGAGCAAUUGCUUCGCAAGAGCUUAAGGAUAGACGAAGCUAGCCGCAAACGCAAAUUGGAUGAUGAAUCUGGUAGAAUAGAACUGGAAAGCACUGGUGAUAAAAAGAACGUGGAUCAAGAGGCACAACAGUUGGAGAAGCUAGCUAAGAAGCAAAAGUUGGAAAAGGAAAAGGAAGCAAAGAGGCUCAGAAUGGAAGAGGAAAAGAAAGUCAAAGCGAAAAGAAUUGAAGAAGAGAAGGAAGCUAAGAGGAAGAAGCUAGAGGAAGAGAAGGAAGCCAAACGAAAGAAAACUGAACAAGAGAGGCUAGAAAAAGAAAGGAGAAAAUUAGAGGAGAAAUUGGAAAAGGAAAAGAAGAAGGAACUGGAGAAAUUGGAACGCGAGAGGAAGAAACAAGCUGAACAGGCUGAAAAGGAACGAAAGAAACGUGAGGAGCAAGCUGAGAAGGAACGCAAGAAACAAGCUGAACAGGCAGAAAGGGAGCGUAAGAAACAGGCAGAGUUAGCUGAGAAAGAACGUAAAAGAGAAGAGAGGGAGAGGGAGAAGCUAGAAAAGAAGUUAAAACUAGAGGAAGAAAAGAAAGCUAAGGAAUUGGAAAAGCAAAGGAUUGAAGAGGAAAAGAAAAAGGCAGAGGAGGCCAAGGAGAGAAGUCAAAUGAAAAUAUCCAAUUUCUUCCAAGUUCGUCCGCAAACGAAACAAGUCAAGGAGAAUGAUGUCAAGGUAGAAAUGAAGGACAUUGAAAAGAGUGACUAUGAAACUGAGUUUUUGCCAUUCUUUGUGCAACGUAAUGUAACUUUGAAAAUGUACGAUUAUUGCACUGAUGAUUCUAAGCUGGAACUUGAUUCAAUAAUGACAAGCAAAACCCCUCGAAGUAUCACUAUUAACCCUUUCCUGAAUUUAGAGAAACCUUGCGUCGAACCACAACAGCAUAUCACGCCUGAGGCAAUUUUGAAUGCCCUUAAUUUACCAACCACAAGUGAGCAGCAAGUGCUCGAAAUGAUUGGCAAACUCCCACCUAUUAAAUACAUCAAUUUUUACGAAAACUCAAAACCUCCAUACACUGGAACGUGGUGUUCACAGAAACAUCAAGAUCAGCAAACUGUCAUCAUUGGCAAUCCACUAGAUAAGGCAAUUACGGGGCUAGAUUACGACUACGAUUCCGACUUGGAAUGGAAUAAUGAAGAAAAAGAUGGCGAAGAUAUAGAUGAUGAUGAUGAUGAAGAAGAAGAUUUGCUGAUGUUACCUGAUGAAGAUGAUGAUGAGUUUAUUGAAAAGGAUUCUGAAUCUAGGCUGAAAAACAUACAUCAAAUGGUGUUGAUUAAUAAAUGGAACAAUGAGGAGAAUAAGGAAUUUUUCAGUCAUUAUACUACCCUGCAAGUUGUUGAUUUGAGUAAAUUGAAGAGCUUUAUAUAG